Colletotrichum truncatum is the source of this 459-nucleotide messenger RNA. Lineage: Eukaryota; Fungi; Ascomycota; Sordariomycetes; Glomerellales; Glomerellaceae. The record is from RefSeq and is a predicted model, not a curated record.
AUGCCCACAUGCCUGGCGCUGCGAGCAGCAGGAGCAGGAGCAGGAGCCAGACAAGAGGAGCAUGAAGGAGCCAGACAUACAAGCAAGUACGGAUACGGAUGGAGUGUGGUGAAACUUAUCUUCCCUUCCGGGUGUCUCCUUCCCCUGCCCUUCCUUACCUCACCUCUACUCCUUCCGUCUCACCCACCCAACAACCAACCGCCCCUUCUGUCUGCAUGUGCUUUCUCCUCCUUUACUCCUCUCAAUGUCAUCCAAGAGUUUAAGUCAACACCAUUGAGAUCAGACCUCGGCCCAUUGAGCUCUGGACCAGUAGAUCUGUUUCUUCUUCGGGCACACAACUUCAGCCACAGGCAUCCCGGAACCUGCCAGCCUUGGAUCCAUCCAUGUUGCCCACUGUACAUCCGCCGUGGUGAGACUGCACUUGUCUGCACUGUCGCGGCCAGCAACGUUCAUCAGUAA